AUGAAGGCUUCAUUCGUUCUUUCCGUCCUCGCUCUUGCGUUGACCACCCAAGCCUGCGACCAAUACAAGUACUGCGCGUGCACCAACCCAGACGGCAGCACGAACGACGUAGCCACCGACUGGGCAUGCGACCCCAGCUACACCCGCAUCAACGACAAGGGAUACACUGAGUGCAAGCUCUACAAGAGCAGUGCCUUCAAAGUCACGGCAUUGUCCAACUGCAAGUUCCGCGAGGCUUGCCAGGCCAAGGGAGCUAUGGGUGAUUCGAAGUGCAGAGCCAAGGUCGGCGUCUUCAAGUUUAAGGCUUGA
Colletotrichum chrysophilum is the source of this 309-nucleotide messenger RNA. RefSeq lists its product as uncharacterized. The record is from RefSeq and is a predicted model, not a curated record. The transcript has a single exon. Bases 1 to 309 code for a protein of 102 amino acids. NCBI's taxonomy places the organism in Eukaryota, Fungi, Ascomycota, Sordariomycetes, Glomerellales, Glomerellaceae.